AUGGGGCUGUUUACUGGAGGACGGGGAGGCGGCGGCGGUGAUGCCGUCGGUCGGGGGGCGGUGUCGUCUCUGCCCAAUGUUGCCGACGCUCAGACCGUGGUUUUGAAGCAGACCAGGGGCGAAGGCCGCGAGGAGGGUGCGUUGUCCCCCUCGUUGAUAGACCGCUCAAAAAGUCAGCAGCUUGUCAUAAGGAAGGGUGAUGCUCGUGUGGGUUUUUUUGAUACCGAUGCCGUUGAUUGCAUACUGAGACGCUACGAGAAGGAAAUGACGGUUGCCGACCAGUUAAUGAAGAAAAAGCAAAGGAAACAGCAGGAGCAGGGCCUCUUUCACCUCUACGAUUACGAGGAAGAUCGGCGUUAUAGCCAGUGGCUUAAGGAUCAGGAGCACGUGCGUGCAACCCUCAAAAUCCAUUGGCUGGACAUGAUCAUAGACAAGCCGUUGCUUUGCUUGACGUACUUUGCUCGCGUGGGGACAACCGCAGGGCUCUUUCACGGAGCGGGGCGCUCGGUGUACCUGUAUCGUACGAUGGACAAAGUGUAUAUUAAGCUUCAUGGUGUCAGCUUUGCUGGUAUCGCCCUACAUGAAGUCAGUCUGUCAGUCAUAAAGGGUGCUCUUGUGGCAGCUGCUGGCACGGUGGGUGUUUUUGUGGGCGAGGCUGCGACAAGCAUUGCGCGAUCCGCUGCCACCGGAGACGUAUCCGUGCCGGAGCGCACAUGGGCCAAUGUCUGGGUCUGUGGAACGUCUAGUGGGUUUUUUGCUGGAGGGGCGUUUGCUGCCCUUCACGCCUCAAUCCUUACACCUUGGGGAAUGGCGGUCGCCGUGACCGGUUUUACGGCGCUCAGCUCCCUUGCUGGACUUGCACUGGCCCGCAUCGCGUAUCAUCCCUUUGCCUCCGCGCGUCAGGGCCGCACAUACGACCCCUACUGGCAUCCAUGGUACACGAGAAGGGUGAAUGACGGCGGUGGUACCUACAUGCGUGGAAAAUACAUCUGA
Trypanosoma cruzi is the source of this 993-nucleotide messenger RNA. RefSeq lists its product as uncharacterized. The transcript has a single exon. Bases 1 to 993 code for a protein of 330 amino acids. The record is from RefSeq and is a predicted model, not a curated record. Lineage: Eukaryota; Euglenozoa; Kinetoplastea; Trypanosomatida; Trypanosomatidae.